Messenger RNA from Chrysochloris asiatica (Cape golden mole), 1470 nucleotides. RefSeq names its product family with sequence similarity 83, member E (gene SACK1E). The transcript has 5 exons. Lineage: Eukaryota; Metazoa; Chordata; Mammalia; Afrosoricida; Chrysochloridae. The coding region runs from base 1 to 1470 and encodes 489 amino acids. The record is from RefSeq and is a predicted model, not a curated record.
AUGGCAGCUUCCCAGCUGGCUGCACUGGAAGGCGUGGAGUCAGGGGCGGAGGGGCUGCCGUUGACUGAGGCCAGCUCUAGCUUCCUGUAUGAUGAAGGCCAGCGGCUGGCACUGGAGGCUCUGCUGAGUGAAGGCCAGGAGGCAUUUGAGGCUUGUGUGCACCGCGAGGGACUGCGGCCUUUCCUGAGCACAGACGAGGCCCGGAGCCUGGCAGCCUCAGCCCAGGACUGGACAGCGGCCACACCAGAGCCCGGUGGGAUGGCUGAGGGAGCUGCUGUCACCACCAACGGGACUUCUGCAAAUGACAGCCUGACCUAUUGGCCAGGCCAGACAGAGGAGCCCGCACCUAUACUGAGACUGGGCUGGCCAGAGGACUCUACCUGGCGGGGUAUCACCCGGGCCCAACUGUACACUCAGCCGCCGAGCGAGGGCCACCCGUCUCUCAAGGAGCUUGUGCGCCGUGAACUGCAGGCCGCCUGUAAGCUGGUGGCCGUGGUCAUGGAUGUAUUCACUGACCCCGACCUGCUUUGGGACCUGGUGGACGCUGCGACGCGCCGCCGUGUACCUGUCUACCUGCUCCUGGACUGCCAGCAUCUGCCUGCCUUCCUGGCUCUGGCCCAACAGCUGGGGCUGAACCCCAGGGCCACUGAGAACCUGGAUGUCCGCAUCGUGCGGGGCUGCAGCUUCCAGAGCCGCUGGAGGAGGCAGGUGAGAGGCCAUGUGAGGGAGAAGUUUGUGCUUUUGGAUGGUGAUAGAGUCAUCUCAGGAUCCUACAGCUUCACAUGGAGCGAUGCCCGCCUACAUCGUGGUCUGGUCACCCUGCUGACUGGCGAGAUCACCGACGCCUUUAGCCAGGAGUUCCGAACUCUGUACGCCGCCUCCUGGCCACUCCCACCUGCGUCCCCCACAAAUUCCUUCAUUAGCACCCUGGGCGGGGUGCAUCUGGGCCGGAGCCCCCACCGAGUGGUCCGCCGCUGCUCUGUGGCCCCCGUCUCACCUCCACCCGAUGACCCACUGGCUCGCCGCCUGGCUGCUUGCCACGUCUUGGAUGGGGGGGACAGGCGGGAGCCCCCCACCACUCCGGGGCCUGCACUCAGCGACAUUCUAAGGAGCAUGCAGCGUGCCCGGACCCCCAGUGGCCCCCCAGCCCGACCCAGUCGUUCACUGUGGGACCUGAGCCACCUGUCCCAGCUGUCAGAAUCCAGUGAAGGAGACGAGCUCAAGAAAUCCUGGGGCUCCAAAGAUACCCCAGCCAAGGCCCUGAUGAGGCAGCGGGGUGCUGGAGGAGGUCCCUGGGGUGAAGUGGACCCCCGCCCACCAGCCCUACCACUGAUACCUGGCCACCAUCUCCGAUACCUGUCCCCAACACGAAGGAGGUUUGGUGAGGAUAUAUCAUCCCAAAUCUUAGACCCUAGAAGACUCAGGCAGCCAGACUGGGCCACCAGGGCAGGGUUCAGGGGACGACCUUGA